AUCUCGGGCAAUGGUUCAAUCGUCUUCCCCUCUCGUGCACAACAUGCUGUUUUCAGUGGUAACCGUAUCGGUGUUGGUGUGUUGGUUUGUCGUGGCCGAAGGCCGACGGAUGGGGAGGACGCGGCGAGGCCUGGAGGCGGCCUCCAUCCCCGUGGUGGACGACUCUGAGAUGGUCAUCUCCCUCGCACAUACCGCCGAGGACCUCAUCAGGUGAGGGAGCAACCGGGACAAACAAACACACACGUCAGUGUCUGUCUUUGUUUGUCGAUCUCACCACUGCUGGCUGGCUGGUGCGGUUUCUGCCAUUCAUCUCAUUAUUCAUCAGGUCCAGACGUGCAGUGCCGAUGAAGCACCUGCAAGCGCAGUUGAAGCAGCGUCAGCGCUGCACUCUUCCGCCUCUCAUUGAGGCUUCCCCUCCCCCCUCACCCACCACACCACAGCCCCCCGCCCCAAGUGACAAAGCCGCCGACCGGCACGUGCACGCCGCCGAGAGCACCGGGGCGCCUGACCAUGACCGGACCAGUGACGUUCAUUUGGACCCGAGAGAGCGGCCAUCCGCAGCCACAACCAGCACCACCAGCAGCACCACCAGCAGCAGCAGCAGCAGCAGCGGCAGCAGCAGCAGCAAUGGCAGCGGUGGAUUGUGGGGAUGGCUCUCUGGUGGAUGGUGGGGCACUACCAGCGUCGACAGCAGCAGCCGUGCCGGCGACGCGCCCUGCAUGCCUGAUGUGGUCGAGAAGGUCCGGUCGGCCACUCUGCUGGUGUCGUCCCCCUUCUACUGCCGCAAGUGCAAUCGGCUGCACACCAACACGGCCACUGGGUUCUUCAUCCAUCCGUCGGGCCUGGUGGUGACCAACCACCACGUGCUCGACGGGGCGCUUGGCGAGACGGUCGUGGUCAUGGACCAUAAGGGGCGCGUCUAUGUGGUGGAGGAGGUGUGUGCGGCGAACAAGACCUUUGAUUUGGCCAUCAUCCGGGUGGGUCUGGAGAAGGGCGAGAGGGUCAACGCUUUGGAGAUCGGCACCCCGCCGCCACAGGGGGCCGCGAUUGGGGUCAUGUCGCACCCCGACGGAAACCUCUUCACAUUCACCGAGUGAGGGAGUGAGUGAAUGAGAUCGACAGACGCAUCCAAUCCACCCGAUGUGUGAGUAUCUCACUCCCUGCCCGCCUGCCUGCAUGUCCGUGUGUGUGCAGAGGUCGUGUUUCUCGGUAUUUCCGUCGCGGUCACAGAGGCCCAGUGGCCAUGGCGCUGACCGCAGACUUCGCAAGAGGUACAGACAGACACGCCAUCAAUGAAGACACAUCCAUCCAUGUAUCCAUUCGUGUCUGUCUGCCAGGUUCCAGUGGAGGUCCUGUGUUUGAUUCGAGUGGCGCCGUGGUGGGCGUGGUGGAGUCCACCCGCACCAUCUACUACGACAGGCACGGCGGCGUCCCAUCCAAUGUCCAGAUGGUCAUAAAGGCGGCCAUCCCCACCCCGUACCUCGACUACCUCGUCAUACACCCCUCCGACCAACACAGUGGCAACGACGGCAACACCCACCACCCAACCAUCACAGCAGAAGGUGGCGCCGAGCCGGCAGGAGAGCCGACCGAUGGCUGUUGUGGAGGGCCGCAGUGCGGCCACCAUGGGCAACCUGAGAGAAAGCGCCCCUGGUGGUGGACCAGACGCAAGGCCAGGGGCAGGCGGUAGCAGGUCAGUCAGGUGGUUUCAAGACGCCUGUGGGUGGGUGGCUGGCUGGCUGGCUGGGUGUUUUGUCGUACAGUGUCAUGAUCUAUGAUUUGUGACGAAAAGUGAGUAGGUCGGUAGGUAGGCCGUCGAUCGUUAAUCUGCUUUGGUGCACUCCCACACUGGUUUUUGUCUGUCUGUGGUGUGAUGGGAUGGAAGAGAGGCGUGGGCAGGAGUUUUUCUGUCUGUGCGUGGAGCAAGACGUCUGACAGACAGACGGACAGACCACACACACACAGAUCAAUGACAAUUUGUCAGUAUCAAAGAUCAGGUCCCGCUGUUGGUGGUCG
Molecule: messenger RNA, 2016 nt
Organism: Vitrella brassicaformis
Lineage: Eukaryota; Vitrellaceae
Source: the annotation of a GenBank genome assembly